CCCCCCCCUUCCGCUCCCAGCCUGCCCCGCGCGGGCAGCAUGGCGGCCGCCCGGGCCCUGCGCUGGGCUGCCCGGGCCGCGGCGGGGCCGCUCCGGAUGAGGCCGGGGUGUUUUCUGGAGCGCUGCGUCCCGCGGGCCGCCCUGCUCCCCGCCCGCGGGGGAGGGAGCAGCUCAGCCCUGGGCAGCAUCCUGGGCAUCCCUGCUGAGCAGCCGAGCCAGGCCCUGGGCCAGCACCCCCCGCCCGUGGCCACCAACAGAGAGGAACAAGACCGUCUGCUACAGGAUCAGCCUGACCAGCCCCAGAACCCAAAGGUUUUAAGAAUUGCCAUAAUCGGGGCACCCAACGCUGGGAAAUCCACCCUCUCUAAUCAGCUUUUGGGCAGAAAGGUGUUCCCUGUCUCUAGGAAGGUUCACACAACCCGGUGCAAGGCCCGGGGGGUCGUCACCUAUGAGGACACACAGCUGAUCAUUCUGGACACACCUGGCCUCACUAGUCCCUUGAAAGCCAAAAGACACAACCUGGAGGAGGCCAUGCUGACAGACCCGUGGGAGAGCAUGAAACAGGCAGAUUUAGUUCUGGUGUUGGUGGAUGUGUCGGAUCACUGGACACGGAACUCUCUGAGCAAGGAGGUGCUGAAGGUUCUUUCUGAGUUUCCCCAGAUCCCCAGUGUCCUGGUUCUGAACAAGGUGGAUCGGCUAAAGAAGAAAUACAUCCUGCUGGAACUAGUGACUGAGCUGACAGAGGGGAUUGUAGGUGGCAAGAAGCUGGAAGCAAGAUCUGCAUUUAAACACAAUUCCAGUUCUCCAGCAAAGGCUCCUCCUCAAACUCCUGAGGCUUUUCCACCUGGGAGCAGGACCCCUGAGUCUGGCUGCCUGCAGAGAGAGGAGCAAGAAGCCUCCAGCUUGGACAACAGCAGUGACAUGAGGGCUUCUGAGUCUGGCCUUCUCACAGAAGAAGCACAAGGGUCAAAGCAUUAUGGACCCAGAGAUCUAAAAAAUAUGAGAGGCUGGCCUGGCUUCCAGGAGAUCUUCAUGCUGGCAGCUCUCCAUGGGGAGGAGGUGGAUACACUGAAGCAGUACCUCCUGAUGCAAGCCAAGCCAGGCCCGUGGGAGUUUCACAGCGGGGUCUUGACCAGCCAGUCACCUCAAGAAAUCUGUGAUAAUAUCAUCAGGGAGAAGAUCCUGGAGUACCUGCCUCUGGAAGUGCCCUAUGGCGUGACCCAGGUGACAGAGAUGUGGGAGGAAGGCCCAAGUGGGGAGCUCCUCAUCGUGCAGAACCUCUUGGUCCCAAGGAAGUCACACAUGAUGAUGUUGAUUGGAAGAGGAGGGAAGGUUGUCAGCAGGAUUGCUCAGGAGGCUGGCCAGGACCUGAUGAACGUGUUCCUGUGCGAUGUCCGCCUGAAGCUCAAGGUGGAGAUGAAGAGUUGAGCUCUUUGUGUGUGUUUUAAUGGCCCUUGAGCUCUUGGAGAGACCAGUCUGGUGGUUCCCUGUGGGUUUCUUGGCACCUUUGUUCAAUCCUGAAGCAGAGGAUGAUGGAAUCUGUAUAAUGGGCUGAAGUAGAACAUGUAUGUCAGUUUGGGCCGUUCCACCAAAUAAUAUAAAUCUUCAGUCCUUCUACAUCUUGUGGAAGCUGGGGAUGGACAUUGGAGAGCCAGCUGCACCUGAAGGUGCCUGAAUCCACCAGUAUUACUGUGAAGUCCAUGCUCUUUGCUGCAGGGUCACAGCUGAAGGAAAGCCCCAGGUGGGAAGAGCAGCAAAUCCACAGAGCAUGGUGGAACCAGGCCCUGUGGGUGUGUGCCUGGGUCCCUGGUGGUCCACACGUGGACCUGGUGUUUGGGGCCUUGAGUUUCAUCUCUACACCACUGUGCUCAGGUGUGUGGGGCAUGGGGUGGCUUCCUGCCAGAAGUCACGUAAAUCCCCAUGUGCUGCUAUCAAUUAAUUUCCCUGAGUGAGGAGACCUCCAGCAGGUGCCCCAGAAGUUGAGUGAGGAGAUCUGGUGGGGUCUGCUGGGGACCCUGCCCCUGCCUGGAGCCCAGACCUGUGGAGCAAAUCCUCUGCCCACCAUCCUUCUCUGGUGCCAGGUCAAGAAGAUGCUUUACCAGCACUGGGAAAAGCUUGUGCCUGAGCUGCUGAAGGAAAUGGCCAUUGGGAAUGGAAGAGCACCUGAAAGCCAGGUUGGGAUGCCUUCAGAACUUGGCCUGCUGUGUUCCCUUGAGCAGGGGACACUCUGGUCCCUCAGCUGCUUCUGUCCAGCUUUUGUACUUUCUUUGCAAUAAAAUGAGGUCCCAGCAAAA
Molecule: messenger RNA, 2294 nt
Organism: Apus apus (common swift)
Lineage: Eukaryota; Metazoa; Chordata; Aves; Apodiformes; Apodidae
Gene: ERAL1
Product: Era like 12S mitochondrial rRNA chaperone 1
Exons: 11
Coding region: 40-1428 (462 amino acids)
Biological process (GO): ribosomal small subunit assembly
Cellular component (GO): mitochondrial matrix
Molecular function (GO): GTP binding; rRNA binding; ribosomal small subunit binding
Source: RefSeq, a predicted model, not a curated record